CUGUAUUUUUACUUCCGAAGAAGUACUAGUUUUCAGGUGCUCAUUGGCCACGAAUCAUUUGCCCUCGAAAAGCCUCUGCCAAAUAAUCAUCGAUUCCGAUGGAUUCUUUUCGUACGCCCUAUCAUAGGGUCAAAGUUUACGGACAGAACAUUCCUUAGCAAGGUGGAAGUGGAAUUGCAUCCUACAUUUGCAAAUCCUUUUCGAGUGCUCAAAGAGCCACCGUUCGAACUAGAAGAAACCGGUUAUGCAUCGUUCACGCCAAAGCUAAUUAUUCAUUUCAACACUCCCCAUGCUAAGCCGUAUCCUGUCCAAUAUGACAUGAAUCUCAAGCUUGAGAAGCAUGCAUUCCAUCAACAAGAAAUGACGUUUGCCAUGUCGGAUGUGACGCCAUCGUUUCUUGAGCUGGUCAGACGCUUCUGUGGAUCCACGGAUGGGAAGCGGAAGAAGCGGGACGCCGACGGAUCGGCUAAUCGCACGAAAAAGCCCAAACCAGACGAGGGAAAGUAA
This is a messenger RNA of Cooperia oncophora, 507 nucleotides long. The record is from the annotation of a GenBank genome assembly. Lineage: Eukaryota; Metazoa; Nematoda; Chromadorea; Rhabditida; Trichostrongylidae.